Messenger RNA from Doryrhamphus excisus (bluestripe pipefish), 958 nucleotides. RefSeq names its product hydroxysteroid (17-beta) dehydrogenase 1 (gene hsd17b1). NCBI's taxonomy places the organism in Eukaryota, Metazoa, Chordata, Actinopteri, Syngnathiformes, Syngnathidae. Gene Ontology annotation, molecular function: estradiol 17-beta-dehydrogenase [NAD(P)+] activity. Gene Ontology annotation, cellular component: cytoplasm; cytosol. The record is from RefSeq and is a predicted model, not a curated record. Gene Ontology annotation, biological process: estrogen biosynthetic process.
AUGGACAAGAAGGUGGUGUUGAUCACCGGCUGCUCGUCUGGCAUCGGGCUCAGCCUGGCGGUCCGUUUGGCCUCCCACCCGGAUCAGAUGUUCAAAGUGUACGCCACCAUGAGGAACCUGGCCAAGAAGGAACGUCUUCUGGAGUGCGUCAAAGGUCUGCACAAGGACACCCUGGAGGUUCUUCAGAUGGACGUCACAGACCACCAGUCCAUCCUGGAUGCCCGGGACAAGGUGGUGGAGAAACGAGUGGACAUUCUGGUGUGCAACGCCGGUGUCGGUUUAAUGGGUCCGCUGGAGGUCCAAUCGUUGGACUCCAUGAAGCAGAUUCUGGAAGUCAACCUUCUGGGAACGAUACAGACCAUAAAGGCCUUCCUACCCGGCAUGAAGGCUCAACGUGGGGGUCGUAUCCUGGUCACGGGAAGCACCGGCGGUCUUCACGGUCUUCCUUUUAAUGAGGUGUACUGUGCUAGCAAGUUCGCCGUGGAGGGGGCGUGCGAGAGCUUGGCUAUUCUCCUGCAACGCUUCAACAUCCAUGUUAGUCUUAUCGUAUGUGGCCCCGUCAACACUGACUUCCUGGUCAACCUGAAGAAGGCGGAGCUUGGGGAUGAGUGCCUGCAACAUGUCGACGCCCACACGCUUAGCCUGUAUGAGAAAUACCUGCAGCAUUGUAGCCACGUCUUCCAAAACGCUGCACAGGACACCGAGGACAUCGUAAAGGUGUUUUUGGACGCCAUACAGUCACCCAAACCCGCCUUCAGAUACUUCACCUGCGGGGCAGUGCCCCCUCUGAUCGAAAUGAAGGUCACGCAGCUGGACGGCCUUGAGUACAUCAACACCAUGAGCAACCUCAUGUUUACGUUUGCAGAAAAAUAACAUACAUUUGUUGUAUAUUGUACUGCAAUGUAUAAUUAUCAAUCAUUUAACUCUUAACAACACUGUUUUUCAUUUUUGUGGGAAA